AAAUUUUUAGAGGAAAAAAUCAGCCGCGAAAAAACGCCGGCGGGGACGGAAGCGGCAACGUUUAGUAAGGUGCAAUGAUGGAGUUUUCAAUCUCCGAUCCAACUCUCUGGAGAGAAGCUCUCUCUACUUAUUCAUCUCAAAUCGAAGCCCUAGGCAAGCCCAAUUUGGUUUCUCUCGAUGAUUUUUACCGAAACGAACUUCCUCUUAUUCUCCACAAGCGAAACCCUAGCCCUUACAUCACUACUUCUGAGCUCUCAAAACUCAUGCAAUGGAAGCUCACUAGAGGAAAAUGGAGGCCUCGUCUCUUGGAUUUUGUUUCAUCAUUGGACGAAUCGCUCGUCAAAUUGGCCUCUCAGAAGGCCUUCCAAUGCCUUCCUGAUAUUUCCAAAGCCGUUUCUGAACUUACGCCGCUCAAAGGCGUUGGUCCGGCCACUGCCUCGGCGGUUCUUGCUGCCUACGCCCCGGAUGUUGCGCCUUUCAUGUCCGACGAGGCUAUGGAGGCGGCUCUAGGCAACUCCAAGGAUUAUUCAUUGAAGCAAUACUUACUAUUCGCAAAUAAAUUGGAACAAAAAGCCAAGGAAUUAAGCUUAGAAGGAGAAAUUUUCACACCAUCUGAUGUAGAGAGGGCUUUGUGGAGUAGGGCUAUAGGGGAAAAAUUGAAAGGUUCAAAAUCACAAUUAGAUCCUAACAAUGGAGGCAAAACUGGAACCAAAAGAAAGAGAAAAACUUCCAAGUGACAUCCACUACCAAUGGCUUUUGAGUUUUGUACUUCUGGUUUUGGACAUGCAGCUGAUGUUGGCCUUUCAGGUUUAUUCAUUACUGCAACAAUCUAGCUUCUAUUCCUUAACUUACAAUGUAAAAUUGCAAAUACUCCCUUGAAGAUCAUGUUUGAUGGUAUCUAAUUGAAACUUUCACCCUAUGUCCUUUGUUUUUUUUUUUCUUUUUUCUUUUUGGAGAUCACUUUCCUAGUUUGAAAAUAUUUUACAAACGGUUUUGUAAUUUCAGCAUUAUUUGGGUUU
Messenger RNA from Cucumis sativus (cucumber), 1019 nucleotides. RefSeq lists its product as uncharacterized. The record is from RefSeq and is a predicted model, not a curated record. The transcript has 4 exons. Bases 75 to 737 code for a protein of 220 amino acids. Lineage: Eukaryota; Viridiplantae; Streptophyta; Magnoliopsida; Cucurbitales; Cucurbitaceae.